AUGCAGAACAACACUGGUCUAAAACAUAAAAAAAAACAAAUAUUUAGGAAAAUCUUUCAAGGUGGAGCCCUUGUCGCACUCCAGAAUUCAAAUGGUAAAACGAAGGAAUCUUCCCGGGAUACUGUGACAACAGAACAGUCUAUAUGGACCAACGUUCCAUCCCCGUUCAGAGAUUCCAUUAAAGUAAGACAGCCCACACAGGACAACAUUCAAUAUCAAGAACCGGAACCAAAUGUCGUAAUUGAAGAUCAGAGUCCAACACCUGUCAUCGUGAUGGCGUACUUUCGCAGCGGCUCAUCAUUCGUUGGAGAUAUAAUACAAGCACAUGAAGAUGUUUUCUACCUGUUUGAGCCAUUACGACCCCUGACAAAUCGGUUCAAAAUAUCUAAUGAUACAUCACCUCAGAGCAUUAGUAGGUACCGAAAUAACACUGAAUCAAUCCUCACCAACUUAAGUAGAUGUGGGCUGAAUAACGUACCAAGGUAUAUAUUUCAAGAUUACCAAUUUUUGAAAAUCAGUAAGAAGGCAAGACUGUACAGCCUGUGUGUACACGAUGACAUCAACAAAACAUAUGAUCAUACGAGAGCAUGCCUGGAAAAUUUAUCAGAAAGCUGCGUGGAGUCGAAGGUCAUGCUAAUGAAGGUUAUUCGGCCCUCGAUUUCAGUUCUGUUUAAAAUGAUGGAAACGAUUCCUAAGCUAAAAAUAAUAUAUCUUCAGCGGGAUCCAAGGGCAAUGGCAAAAUCUCAUUUGUAUUUCGGGGUAAUAAAAAAGAAAACAGAAAUUGAUGACGUCACGAGAUUUUGUUAUCGUCUUAAUGAAGAUGCAAUGGUUGCAGAAAAGAUAAAACUGAAAUAUCCGGAAAGAAUCAUGUCGUUGUUUUACGAGGAUGUAGCAUAUCAUCCAGUUAUGGAAGCCCAAAGGAUUUACAAGUUUGCUGGCUUAACAUUCGGCAGAAGACAACAAGACUUAAUUACAGCUAUGACUACAACUGCGACACAAGAAAAAGAGUGUCGAAACAUGUGCACAACUAAAAUUUCGUCUAUACAAGCUGAAGGGUGGCGGCAAACGACCUCGUUUCAAUUUGUUCAUAAUGUGGAUAAAUGUUGUAAAGAGUAUUACCAAAGGAAAGGUUACAGGAAUAUUCCUAAUCUUCAACUACUUCGAGAUCUCAAUUAUACACUCCGUUUACCAGAUACUUAAGCCAUGUUAUGACUACAAAAUUAAACUUUUUCACGGCUGGUUUCAUUUAUUAACCAUCGCCUUAACUCUACGGGGUUCAAUAUUGAUGGUUAUACUACCAAUAUCUAGAUAUAUAGUUUAUUUAUAUUCAGACUGUUGCGUGUUUUAGUAGAAGAUGCAUUUGACCACAUGUAUCAUAGAAGCUUUUGAAUGUUAUAAUCAUCGGAUGUCUUUAACGUUGCUACAAAAAACAUAUUUUGGUCAGAUUCCAUUGUUUCUGUAACAUGUCUUUUAUGUUACUGUUCUUUAUAUGUAUGUAACAUUUUACGAUUUACUUGCAAUAAAGAGGCGGAUUACCUCGAAAAUUUGA
This is a messenger RNA of Pecten maximus, 1549 nucleotides long. RefSeq names its product carbohydrate sulfotransferase 1-like. Gene Ontology annotation, biological process: sulfur compound metabolic process; N-acetylglucosamine metabolic process. The record is from RefSeq and is a predicted model, not a curated record. Lineage: Eukaryota; Metazoa; Mollusca; Bivalvia; Pectinida; Pectinidae. The transcript has 4 exons. Gene Ontology annotation, molecular function: N-acetylglucosamine 6-O-sulfotransferase activity. Bases 1 to 1200 code for a protein of 399 amino acids.